ACGACGUGUUUGUUUUCUACCGCACCUGUUUACAUUUCCCCGCGAACCUACGAUGCCUUCUACAAGAAAAAUAAAGAAAGAAAACAAUGAAGUAGAUGAUGAAGAAGCUGAAAACCCAGAAACAGAAUCAAAAAAGCAAUCUUUCAUUGUUAAAGACCCAACCCAAUGGCUAUUCUUUACAAAAGAUGAAGUUAUAAAGCCGGAUCCAAACAAAAAUAACGAGACUGUUGUAUGUGGAUUGAGACAUCCGAGAACCGGACAGAAGUGCCUGUUUUUAUUCACGAAUGAAGACAAAGAUAUUUAUGAGAUUGUACAAUUUAAAGAAGAAUAUAGAUCGUGGUUUAUUGGAGAGACCAUUCAACAUGAUGGCAGUAUAUUUCUUACAACACAAGUUGAUCCAGUUUUCCUUAUUCUGCCAUACCUAAUCAAGGCUGCUCAGUCUGAGAAGUUCAUGACCUUGGACCAGACAGUGUGUGAUGACGAUUUUCCAGAAUGUCAGAGAUUACAAAGUUGUUGUCAGCCGGAACUUCUGGAGCAUGUAGCCGACGUUAAAGGUGAUGAUGACUUUAAAGUAUACAGAUUCAACAAAGAUAAAACUCUAUCAUGGUUAAAGUUAAAGACAGAAAAUGUGUGUAAAGUGUUGGAAAGGAAGAAUAUAUGUGUGUCUGGUGCUAAAACAUCCGAACUUAUUCAGAGUAAGGCAACUGAAGAUGAAUAUAUGAGGUAUGCAUAUGGAAUUGUGUCAGAUUAUCUCUCUACAGAGAUGAGUUCUGCUCUCAGAGAACAUCUAGGUAUUCCAGUUGUUACAGAGAAGAGACCAUCUGAUGCUAAAAAUCCUCCAUCAAAGCGUGCAAAGUUGGAAGAUAUAACACCUAGCGAAGAUUACAGUUCAAAUGUUAAACAGGAUGAUAAAUCUAAUAAGUAUAACGGAAGUGCCUCACAACUGAAGCGGAAACCAGUUUGAUGCGCAAAGUAGUCCAAUGGUAAACAGACAACAGCACAGAAGAAGUUGGAGAAAGUUGACAAGUCUGGCAUGAAGAGCAUGAUGAGUUUCUUCUCACCGAAAACCAAAUCUUGAUAAAAAUUAUUGUGCUAGAGUAUGACAUUCUUCUGGAGAAAAUGGCAUUGCAGUAUGUUCUUUGUAUAUUUGUUUUAGCUAAUCAGAAUGAUGUUCCCAUUACUGCAUUAUUGUUGAAAUCGCACUGCCUGAAGAGUUUGGUUAUAACCUUAGUGUACCAGUUUAUCUUUCUUUUUUAAGCUAGUCUGGAAUUUGAGGACUUUUGACUACAGGAAGAAAAAUAUUCAGGGAAACUUGUGAGAAAUUAUUGUUCCCAGAAUAUCUUUUUCAGUCAAGUCUGAAAUAGAGCAGGUCAGGGCUUUUGUGGAAUUUGACUUAACAAGUAUUAAGCAGGUUAGAUAGGUUCCCAGACACAUUAAUAAUGUUCAUAAUUAAGUUAUGCUUUUGAGGUUUGUUUUGGGAAGAACAGUUUAUGCUCCUAUCCGCAGGAGUUAUGGAUACUUUGAGAUAAAUUUACUAAUUUUGCCUAGUUGUACAUGUAACUAAUUUGAUUGUUAAAUUUGCAACUUUACAAGGAUCCUUUGAAUAUUAUACACCUCCCUUUAAGUUUUAUGACCUGUUCGGCUCCAUUAUUGGCAUUUGAUAACGUGUUCCAAAGUCGGUAAAUUUUUUAUUAGACUGACAUUUUAAUAAAAAAGUUCAGUACUCCACCAGUGCUUAUUACAGUUUUACAUAUCUGUAUUAUUUAAACAUUCUGCCUAGUUACAAGUUAACAGUAUAGUACAUUACAUUUGUAAUAAUGAGCUAUGUAAAUGUUGAAAUUUAUUGCAAGCAUGGGAGAAACUUGAAGACCAAAAAUUCCUGUGGUCUACUGCAAAGAUCUAGGUUUGUUGAAUGAUUUGUUCAAUCGUUAAUUGUUUGCUGGUGCUAAAAUUUUGCAUUUACAUUGUAGUGGGCUUUAUAUAUACUGUGAAUCAUUAAAUUUCGUGGGCAUGAAAUUUCGUGGUUUUGGUAAAAACGGCAAUUUCGUGGGGAAUGGAGAAUAUGAAUUCGUGGAUUUAAACUUUUGAACAUAAAAUGAAUGUGAAUUUUACUUCUUCGUUGGGAUUACAUUUCGUGGAUUGACUCGGCCACGAAAUCCACGAAAGUUAAUCCCCCACAAAUAUUAAUGAUUUCACAGUACAUGUAUUAACCAAAACCAACUGCCAUAUAUGAAUAGUUAUAUUAAAGGGGUACAUUUCCAACUACUGUUCAGUGUUGGUCAGGAUGGACUUCACAUUGAUUAAAGUUUAAGAAUAAAAAUGCAUGAUGGGAUCUGUAGUUGAAACUUCGUGAAACCAUAAAAGACAAUUUACUACUCUGCAGUUUUAUUUAACUUGCAUGUCCACCUCAGUUAAUGCAUGUAAGUAUUGUUACAUUGUGUUAAAGCAGCUUGCUUAUGAGAGAUAUUUAUUCAAUUGCUGCCAUUGUUUGUGUUCAAAAUAGAUGCUUUUAGUAGGCAUAUUUGUUAUUUACGGUUUAUAAUGCUGAUGUACAAAGCAAUUGUAUCAGUGCUGUAUUUAUGAUAUACAUACUAGUAUAAGAUUUUCUGAACAUUUAAGUCAUGUAUAACAGACAAAAUUGAAUAAAACUUUGUAAAAGCCACACAGAA
Mercenaria mercenaria is the source of this 2669-nucleotide messenger RNA. RefSeq names its product ribonuclease H2 subunit B-like. NCBI's taxonomy places the organism in Eukaryota, Metazoa, Mollusca, Bivalvia, Venerida, Veneridae. Gene Ontology annotation, biological process: RNA catabolic process; ribonucleotide metabolic process. Bases 53 to 964 code for a protein of 303 amino acids. Gene Ontology annotation, cellular component: ribonuclease H2 complex; nucleoplasm. The transcript is spliced from 12 exons. The record is from RefSeq and is a predicted model, not a curated record.